AUGUUACACCUCCAGCUACUAUCCACCAGGACCAACCUCGCGUUUGUCGUGUGGUGCUGCCUGCUACUCGUGUCGGCGUCGGCCACUGUGUUUCGUACAGACCACCGAUCCAGGACCGGGCUGUCACCGUGGAGUGUCGCCGUGGGCCGCGUCGUCUUGCGGGAUGGCUCCAUGUGCACUGCCACCCUUGUCCAUCCUAGCUUUGCCGUGACGGCUGCCGCGUGCGUGUUCCAACGCGGCAACCGGUCGUCUUUAAAUGCGUCCAAUGUUGUGGGCAUCAUGUUUGGCAACGCGUCCGUCCCGAUCAUGACCGAUGUCGCCCGCGUGAUCCUCCAGCGGAGCUCAUUCCCCCCCCCGUCGUACAACUACUUGCUUCUCCAGCUGUCGUCGCCAGUGACCACCCUCGCGCCUCUUGCCGUCCCGGGGGACGCUGGCUGCCCCAUCAUCCCCCCUCAACGCCGAGCCGUGGUGAACGUCACGUGCGUGCAAUUUGCAGCGCCGGACUUUGUGUCGGCGCCCGUGGCCCAAGCCGCGUGCCCGUUGAACGUGUCCUCGUCUGCGAUACUGGACGCCACCCACGGGUGUGACACGUCCGUCCGGGGCAGCAUCGGCGCCCCCCUCGUCACAUCGUCGUCGGCAGUGUGUCUCGCGGCGCUGCAUGUUCCUGGACCCAUCGAAUCCGCCAUGGGAAACGCAACAGCCGACUACAUCGUGGCUGCGUGGACCCUUCAGAAUGCCAACGUCGCGCUGCUCUUGACCGACCUCCGUGCCCACCUCCGAGACCUGACAACGUCGUCGACGAUGCAGACAAGUCAGGACAACAACCGAGCGACGUGGGUCGGCGUGUAUGUGUGCAUGGGCGCGGUGGGGGCAGUGCUGUGUGGGCUAGCGCUGCUUCUGUUUCGGACGCGCUACGUCAACGUCCAGAGCUUGCCCACCCCUCCACCAGCAUGCCCAUCACGACCACCCCCAAGAACAUUCUGGCACUCGUGA
Molecule: messenger RNA, 993 nt
Organism: Aphanomyces astaci
Lineage: Eukaryota; Oomycota; Saprolegniomycetes; Saprolegniales; Verrucalvaceae
Exons: 3
Coding region: 1-993 (330 amino acids)
Biological process (GO): proteolysis
Molecular function (GO): serine-type endopeptidase activity
Source: RefSeq, a predicted model, not a curated record